GAUGGUUAUUUUGAUUUUGCUCAUCUAAUAAAGAUUUCUGGCAAACAAUCUUUUAUCAUAGGAUGGAAUUUGGGCAACAACCAACCUAUUAUUGGAAAACUUCGACAUUCUGAUGAUAUUUCUACCACUAUACAACACUUUAUUCCUUCACCAAAUCAACAACAAAAGACUCUCUUAAAAGAAUGCAAAGGAAGUUUUGAUUCGUAA
Funneliformis geosporum is the source of this 207-nucleotide messenger RNA. Lineage: Eukaryota; Fungi; Glomeromycota; Glomeromycetes; Glomerales; Glomeraceae. The record is from the annotation of a GenBank genome assembly.